Lolium rigidum is the source of this 2361-nucleotide messenger RNA. RefSeq names its product ATP-dependent zinc metalloprotease FTSH 2, chloroplastic. Gene Ontology annotation, molecular function: zinc ion binding; ATP binding; ATP hydrolysis activity. Lineage: Eukaryota; Viridiplantae; Streptophyta; Magnoliopsida; Poales; Poaceae. The record is from RefSeq and is a predicted model, not a curated record. Gene Ontology annotation, biological process: proteolysis. Gene Ontology annotation, cellular component: membrane; chloroplast thylakoid. The coding region runs from base 182 to 2191 and encodes 669 amino acids. The transcript has 5 exons.
GUCUUCCCCCUCCCGAAAUCCCCACGCAACUGCGCGGCACCGGAGGACAGCAGCCCGCCGCGGAGGAGCAAAAAUCUCUGCUCCUCGUCUCGUCACUACUUAUUCACUCCGCUCUCCUCGCUCCUCUCCCCUCACGUCCUCCCCCCGCCCCUCCAGACCCCGAUCCGCUCAGUGACCAAACAUGGCGCCAUCCAUGAGCCUCGCCGCGAAAGGGCUGCUCCCCUUCGCGGCGCUCCCCUCGAGCGGCAGGCCGGUGUCCGUGACCGCCUCCCUGGAGCACAAGACAAGCGACUCCAAGAGGAAGCUCCUGAAGCUCGCGCUCGGAGGAGUCGGGCUGCCCGCCUUGUUGAGCGCCAAGAAGGCUCUCGCCGAUGACCAGGGCGUCUCUUCCUCGAGGAUGUCCUACUCGAGGUUCCUCGAGUACCUCGACAAGGACAGGGUGAAGAAGGUCGACCUGUUCGAGAACGGCACGAUCGCCAUCGUCGAGGCGAUCUCUCCCGAGCUCGGCAACCGUGUGCAGAGGGUUCGCGUGCAGCUUCCCGGGGUGAGCCAGGAGCUUCUCCAGAAGCUGAGGGAGAAGAACAUUGAUUUUGCUGCGCAUAACCAGCAGGAGGACUCUGGUUCCCUGCUGUUCAACCUUAUUGGAAACCUGGCCUUCCCGCUUAUCCUCAUCGGUGGUCUGUUCUUGCUGUCAAGGAGAGGAUCAGGUGGCAUGGGUGGGCCUAAUGGCCCUGGGUUUCCCCUUGGUUUUGGCCAGUCCAAAGCCAAGUUCCAGAUGGAGCCCAACACCGGUGUUACGUUUGAUGAUGUUGCUGGUGUUGACGAGGCGAAGCAAGACUUCAUGGAAGUGGUUGAGUUCUUGAAGAAGCCAGAGAGGUUCACCGCUGUUGGUGCCCGCAUUCCCAAGGGUGUGCUGCUUGUUGGCCCUCCUGGAACUGGUAAGACUUUGCUUGCCAAGGCGAUCGCAGGGGAGGCUGGCGUGCCGUUUUUCUCGAUAUCGGGAUCCGAGUUUGUGGAGAUGUUUGUUGGUGUUGGUGCUUCCCGUGUUCGUGAUCUUUUCAAGAAGGCCAAGGAGAAUGCUCCUUGCAUCGUGUUUGUUGAUGAAAUUGAUGCCGUUGGAAGGCAGAGAGGAACAGGUAUUGGUGGUGGAAAUGAUGAGAGGGAGCAGACUCUCAAUCAGCUGUUGACUGAGAUGGAUGGUUUUGAGGGGAACACUGGAAUCAUUGUUGUUGCUGCCACCAACAGGGCCGACAUCUUGGAUUCUGCUUUACUUAGACCUGGACGCUUUGACAGACAGGUGAGUGUUGAUGUUCCUGAUGUACGUGGAAGGACUGAGAUUCUCAAGGUGCACGGUAGCAACAAGAAGUUUGAUGCUGAUGUUUCUCUUGAGGUCAUAGCAAUGAGAACACCUGGGUUUAGUGGAGCAGACUUAGCGAAUCUUCUGAAUGAAGCAGCCAUAUUAGCAGGCCGACGUGGGAGGACAGGAAUUUCCUCAAAAGAGAUUGACGAUUCAAUCGACAGAAUAGUGGCUGGUAUGGAAGGAACUGUCAUGACGGAUGGCAAGAGCAAAAGCCUUGUUGCAUACCAUGAAGUUGGGCAUGCAGUUUGCGGAACUUUGACGCCUGGCCAUGACCCCGUCCAAAAGGUUACAUUGGUUCCAAGAGGUCAAGCUCGUGGUCUCACCUGGUUCAUUCCUAUGGAUGACCCGACGCUCAUCUCUAGGCAGCAACUCUUUGCCAGAAUCGUUGGUGGCCUUGGUGGUAGAGCUGCUGAGGAGAUCAUCUUUGGAGAUUCUGAGGUGACCACUGGAGCUGCUGGUGACUUGCAGCAGAUCACCGGCUUAGCCAAGCAGAUGGUGGUCACAUUCGGCAUGUCAGACAUUGGUCCAUGGUCUCUGAUGGAUGGAGCACAGAGCGGUGAUGUCAUCAUGAGAAUGAUGGCGAGGAACUCCAUGUCUGAGAAGCUCGCACUGGACAUCGAUUCAGCCAUUAAGCAGUUGUCAGACCAGGCCUACGAGAUCGCUCUGCAACAGAUCAGGGACAACCGUGUGGCUAUGGACAAGAUCGUGGAGGUGCUCCUCGAGAAGGAGACGCUGAGCGGCGACGAGUUCCGGGCCAUUCUUUCCGAGUUCACGGAGAUCCCUGUCGAGAACCAGAUUCCUCCGACCCCACAAGCAGCCGUCCCUGUCUAAGUUCGCCUAGCUUUUAUAGGGUUGGAAAUUUGUUGUUGUAAGAUGUUCAUAUUUUCGAUUCUUGGUGUAAACUAAUUCUACAGUCACCUGCCGGAAUUUUUCGGUGUACGACAUGUAACUUACUCGUGGUUAAUUAUAAAUGUAAUUACCUGAAAAAAGAUUUUGCGCAA